Trichoplax adhaerens is the source of this 672-nucleotide messenger RNA. Its product is annotated as ATPase subunit 9. The record is from RefSeq and is a predicted model, not a curated record. Bases 109 to 438 code for a protein of 109 amino acids. Lineage: Eukaryota; Metazoa; Placozoa; Uniplacotomia; Trichoplacea; Trichoplacidae. The transcript is spliced from 4 exons. Gene Ontology annotation, biological process: proton transmembrane transport; proton motive force-driven ATP synthesis. Gene Ontology annotation, molecular function: proton transmembrane transporter activity.
CGAGCAAUUGCUCGUCCACUUGGUAGCUCUUCGUAUGUCACUCAAUUUAGCGGUGAAACUGCAAAACAGCAGCAGGUCGAACGUAACAUACCGGCUACCAGCUUACUAAUGCAACCUAAGAGUAACUUGCCAGGCCUUUCCACAUUAAGUACGAUAUCAUUUCUAAGCCAGGUCCCAUCACGUGGAUUUCAUUCUAGUUCGCAAAGAAACGAUAUUGAUUCAGCAGCUAAAUUUAUAGGCGCUGGUGCCGCCACAGUUGGUGUAGCCGGUAGUGGAGCUGGUAUUGGCACUGUCUUUGGUAGCUUAGUCAUCGGUUAUGCUAGAAAUCCAUCUUUGAAGCAACAACUCUUCUCAUAUGCUAUAUUGGGAUUCGCCUUAUCCGAAGCUAUGGGAUUAUUCUGUUUGAUGAUGGCCUUUUUAAUUUUGUUCGCUUUGUAAACAUCUGACUUAAAAAGGAAUCGAUGAAUAGUGAUUUAUAUUAAUUACUAUUAGACAUCAGGGAUUCUUAGCCAAUUAACUAUUAUUAUGAUAUUAAUAGAAAUCUGCUAUAUACUGUUUAAUGAUUUCUAUCUUUAAUAACUCUUAAUUAUAUAGAAUAAUGCUAGUAGUACAUAGUUAAUUGAUGUAAUAAGAUAUGCAGAUCUUCUUGACCUACAUUGCAAUAAAUCGUCG